This is a messenger RNA of Pteropus alecto (black flying fox), 3384 nucleotides long. RefSeq names its product ubiquitin specific peptidase like 1 (gene USPL1). Gene Ontology annotation, molecular function: SUMO binding. The transcript has 8 exons. The annotation marks the transcript as partial. Lineage: Eukaryota; Metazoa; Chordata; Mammalia; Chiroptera; Pteropodidae. Gene Ontology annotation, biological process: Cajal body organization; protein desumoylation. The record is from RefSeq and is a predicted model, not a curated record. Gene Ontology annotation, cellular component: Cajal body.
AACCGGAAAAGGAACUCUUUUGCCGCGGACCCAAACCGGAAGCUGCCUUCCCGGCGGAGAGGCCGCUGGGGAGGAGCGGGCCGCGGCCGAACGUGGGGAGAGCGUUUCGCCGCGCGGUUCGGCGCUCGAGCCGGGACCGGAGUUCGGAACGACGCGGCUCGAAGCAGAGUACUGGCGCAGAAUUGUGAUUCUGCUAAUGUCCCAUCAGAUGGGUAUUGCCCUGCUUGCAGAGAGAAGGGAAAGUUAAAAGCCUUAAAGACUUACCGAAUUAGUUUUCAAGAAUCUAUCUCUUUGUGUGAGGAUCUGCAGUGCAUCUAUCCUUUGGGCUUUAAAUCACUUAAUAACUUAAUUUCUCCUGAUUUGGAAGAUCAUCAGACUCCAAAUAAGCCUCAAAAAAGAAAGCUCUUGGAAACCAGCUAUAGAGACUCAUCUCCUUUAGCAAAUUCCAAAAAGAUUAAAGACCGUAUCGUCACCGGUAGCGACCGGGUUUUGGGCAGCAGACGUUCUGAAGAGGCCCGUGAUGAAGCCGCAUCGGACAUACCUGGCUCACCACACGGUGGUCAGCGGGACCCAGUUAGGGCCGAUAAUUCCUUGGAGCACGACGAGAUAUUGGAAGCUGCUAUUGCUGACGUGGCUGCUGAAGAAGAUGCUGCUACAGUGGGUGUUUCUGGAACUGGCAACGCUACCCCUCAAAAUGAAGGAGGCACGCCUGGACUGGAAACGCCGCUGGAGAGCAGGUGCAGGUCGUUUUGCCGGACUGUGUGUGUGCAGUGGAGAAACUCUCAUGCCCUCUGUUGGUUGGACUGCCUCCUGUCAGCGCUGGUGCACUUGGAAGUGCUGAGGAAGGCUGUGCUGACCCACCUGUGCGCCAAAGAGGACUCCGUGUUCUGGCAGCUGUUCACACAGUACAGCCGCGCCAGCGAGCUGCUGCACGCCAGCCAGGUGGAUGGAGUCGAAGGUGGAGAUUGUAAACAACUUAAUUCAGAAAUCUUUGCAAAGAUAGAGGCCUGUCUGAAUGAAGUCAGAGAUGAAAUUUUUCUUAGACUCCAGCCUCAGCUUAGAUGCACAUUAGGUGACAUGGAAAGCCCCGUGUUUGCCUUUCCCCUGCUCUUAAAAUUGGAACCCUGCAUUGAAAAGCUCUUCACGUACUCUUUUUCUUGGAACUUUGAAUGUUCACAGUGUGGUCACAAGUAUCAAAACAGAUGUACGAAGAAUCUGGUCACCUUCACAAAUGUCAUUCCUGAGUGGCACCCGCUUAAUGCUGCCCAUUUUGGUCCAUGUAACAACUGCAACAAUAAGUCACAGAUAAGGAAAAUGGUGUUGGAAAAACUGUCCCCCGUGUUCAUGCUGCACUUCGUGGAAGGCCUGCCGCACAGCGCCUUGCAGCACUACGUGUUCCGUUUCGAGGGCGCUGCGUACCACGUCACCGCCGUGAUUCAGUACCAAGCAAAUAAUCACUUUAUAACGUGGAUUUUAGAUGCCGAUGGAAGCUGGCUGGAGUGCGACGACUUAAAAGGCCUGUGUUCCGAAAGGCAUGAGAAAUUGGAAGUUCCUGCUCCAGAGAUCCACAUUGUCAUCUGGGAAAGGAAAACAUCCCGCAUGACAGACCCAGCAGCCGCCUGUCUUCCGCUGCGGAAGACCGACGAUGGGCGUGCUUCUGGUCCCGGUACCGGGGACCCGGGGUCCCCAGCAUCGUGUUCCGUCAGUGGUGCUGCCUCGGCCGGCACGACCUCAGUAAGUCACCCCACAGGCGUGUCCGUCGCUUCUGACACUCUCUCGCAGGAUGAAGCUGUCACUCACGGGCAUCUUCUGCUUGCCGAUCCAGGAGGUGUGAUUGACAGUCAGAUUUUACCUUUGGCACUUGAAGGAAUCCAGGUUAACUCUGAGGAUUUCCUAUUAGAAAAUGGACCCGUGGCGGGAAAUGAAGUUGCCAGAACAGACGCUGCGCAGUCCCAGGAGUCACUGAUGGCUUCUUUCGUGUCAGCUCCACGUAAGGAAAAGCUUUCCCAAGACCAGUUUGCGGAUUCAAGCUUUCCGUCUCGGACUGUGAAUGCAGAUACACAGUCAGCACAGCGGAAUACGGAGGGCAUGGUCGUCGCCACCGCUGUGACUGACACUCGUGCUGCUGACCCCACACAGGGGGUGAAGUCAGCACACGUGGAGGGGGCAGUUGCCCCAGAAAAGUCUGUUCCGUUCAAACAACUCCUUUCACCAGAAACUGAGAAAUUAAAACCAGAACAAUGUGUUACACUUGAGAUACGCAAUUUGAAGAAAAAAGAAACUUCUUUGAAGAAAAAAAAAACUUUAACGUUUUCUCAAAUGGCCAAGCCCGUCCCGGACCCACCUCUGGAAGCAGCUCGGAAGAAACCGUUCGUGGGAAGCUGGGUCCAGGGCUUACUAAGCAAGGGCGCCUCUUUUAUGCCGCCAUGCGUUUCAGCUCACAGCAGGAGCGCCGUAGCCGACCUGCAGCCUUCGGUGAAGGGGGCCAGUAAUUUUGGCGGCUUUAAAACUACAGGUAAAAGGCAGAAGGCUAACCAGGCAUCCAGGCGAGCCCGUGGGUGUGCGAGCAAGCCGCCUCCGGCCAGCGGCCCUCCGGCCAGUCCCCCGUGGCCUGGCGGCGCGGCCUUGCCACAUGCCGUCGUCAGCGCCAGCCCGCGAGUCGUGGCAAGGUGUGACAGCGCCUCCCUCGGAGCUCCCCUUGGCCACGGCUCUCACAGAGAUGACAUUGACGUUUCUUCCACAAACCCCGGAAACUCCGUUGAAGGUCAGAUUCAUAAACUUCGUCUAAAACUUCUUAAGAAACUUAAGGCAAAAAAGAAGAAGUUAGCUGCUCUUAUGUCUUCCCCGCAGAACGGAAAGCUUCCAGGUGAAAAUGUAGAGCACGUGUCCCAUUGUGGGUCUCCGAAUGACGGUGAGUCGAUCGAAGACUUGUUAAAAGAACUGCAGUAUCAGAUCGACCUUGCUGAUAAUAAAUGUGGGGGCGCCACCGUCCCCGGCGUUGCCCCAUACGGCACUCAAGCUCACGAAGACAUCUUAGCAGAGCUGCUGUCCCCGGCAGCCGUCUCCGCGGUGCUGUCGGAGCCCGGCGAGGCCGACCUCCGGUAUCUGGAGGUGGGAGAGAACCGCGUCCCAGCCCCGGUGCCCAGCGAACUAAGCAGCGUUCCCCGCCACGCACGCCUGGGACAGGACCACGAUUCCCGUAGCCCCGCCAAGGACAACCAGUGCGGGGUCCAGCCAGCCCCACUGACAGGCCACGCCUGCAGCAGAACCCCAAGCUGGGAGAGCCCCGUGAAGCCUGACGUCUUCGAUGACUUGUUUUCCACUUCGGCACUAAACUCCUUAGCACACGACACAUUAGACUUACCUUAUUUUGAUGAGUAUCUG